GAGAGAGGGAGAAACCGACGAGGCUGAGGGUGCCUGUCAACUUUAGGCCUCUCUAGGCGUGGGCGGAUGCUCGGGAGGGUGAGAGACGUCGAUAACAGGAGCUUCAAAACCGCUAUCUCCCGCUUGCCGUAGCUUGGUGACGUCACUUCGCGAGCCAGCAGGACAACGCUGAUUGGCUGGCAGGCUGUGCGGGGGCAUGCGCAGUGAGUGGUCCUGGAGCCGGAUUGGAAGUGGCGGGGAGAGCAUCUUGGGCUCUUAAAGGGACAGCGCGGCUGAAGGGAUUUGGAGGAAGGCGGCUGCAGCUGCAAGAUGAGUGAAUCCCUCGUGGUUUGUGACGUUGCUGAAGACCUUGUGGAGAAGCUGAGAAAAUUCCGUUUCCGCAAAGAGACUAACAAUGCUGCGAUUAUCAUGAAGAUUGACAAGGAUAAGCAGCUGGUGGUUCUGGAUGAAGAACAUGAGGGCAUUUCUCCUGAUGAACUAAAAGAUGAGCUUCCAGAGAGGCAGCCUCGAUUCAUUGUCUAUAGCUACAAGUGCCAGCAUGAUGAUGGAAGAGUCUCUUACCCACUCUGCUUCAUUUUCUCCAGCCCUGUUGGGUGUAAGCCUGAGCAACAGAUGAUGUAUGCUGGCAGCAAAAAUAAGCUAGUACAGACAGCUGAACUUACAAAGGUAUUUGAAAUAAGGAAUACAGAAGACCUCACUGAGGAGUGGCUCCGUGAGAAGUUGGGCUUCUUCCACUGAACGCAGUAUUAAGCAUUCCACCCUGGUGUUAACUGGAAGCAGACCUGACUCCUUAUAGACCUACAAAGAAUGCACUGUACUCACAGUUGUUUCCUGCAGUGUGUAUGUAUGUACAUAUAUAUUUUUGUGCGUGUAGAGUUUCUACCAACUCGGGGAGGAAGCGUCUCUUGCAUAACCAAACUUUGACCAGGGUUCUCCUCUCUCUGUUACGGUUUAAAAGGGAAGAAUCUCUUCUGCAGGGACUUUUUUUUAAUUUUUUUUUUUUGCACUCAUGACUAAUGUUUCCAUAAUGGCUAGAUCCAGAAUUUGUAACUGUUUACAAGUGUGGGGCACAGUCCCCGAAGGAACAUCUCCUGCACAAACCCCAGCGAAACAAAUGGAAACCUUCUGUGUUAGCUUCUGCUUAUAUCAUUGGGGGCUUCUGCAGGAGAUAUUUCCAGUGGAUGACAUUCAUAAUCUAGCAAUUGACAAUAGCUUUUCUCCUAAGCUACAAACGAAUCUCUUUGACAGAUACUGGACACUAAGGACUUGUAUGUGAAAACAGCAUUGUGUUCAAAUGCUUAAUCCCGCCAGGCAUAACACAUUCCUUACUGACCCAAAUACAGUCCUCCUGAAUCCUUAGUAUGGGUACUUUGUUGUGCAACAUCCUAAAGUCCUCCAGCUUUCAGGACUGACCGUUUGCUUUUCUCCCAAAUUCCAGUUGUUAUCUCAGUUGAUCUCACGUCAGUAUAAUAGCAUGUCAGGAAAAAAGUCUGACCUGCCUAUUUUGUGUGUGUGAUAGCCUUUUUAUUAGUCCAAUGGAAAAUAGUUUUAACGGUUUCAGCGAAACAUCUCUAAGGGCUCAGUAACACUCUCUGGUUACAUCCAUUCCAGAAGUCUUUCUACACAGGCUUAUGAAUUACUCUCUCUCGACUUCUAUUGUCCUGUCUCUUUUUAUACAAGCACUUCUCAAUCUGUGUGCCUUUAAAAAAAAACACAACAAAAAUAAAACAAACCGUUUUUCUCUCCAAUUGAUUGUAAGAGAAUCUCACUGCCAUUUUUUUAAACGCUUAACUGGAUACAGGCCAACUUGGUCUAAAAGAAGAAGCCCGCAUUGUCUUGUGGCCUGAUUCUCCACCCCACCCAAACCCCUUUCAGCUACAGUGGCUCUUAGAUUGUUGAGAUUAAAGCAAGAUCUUUUGCUUUGCCUGACAAACUGCUUCUAUCCCCAGUCUCUAAAUGUUUAACAGGGUCCAGCAAAGCUUUGUGUUGACCUCCAUGGCUUUAUAAGCAGGGCUCCGUAUAUUGUGGUCUCAGCAGGAAAAAAGCUAGAAUAGAUACCUUUCUUCUUCCUUCCUUAAAAUGAGUUUUUAGCCGCUAUGGCCAGGAGCAGCUUGUGUGUGUGUGUGGGGGGGGUGCGCACAAUAAAGAAGGCACAGCUGCCUCUCCAUCCCAGAGUGCUGUUUGCUUCUCUCUCUCCUGCCCCACAUACUGCCUGCAGGCUGGCCAUUCACCAGGUAGAGCUGCAGGGGAGAGAGGAGCAAAUAGUGCUGCUCAAGGAAGGCGAGGCAGCUUCUGUAGUCCCCAAGCAGUAAUCUGCAGGCUACAAAGAUGUCUGUGACCUCAGUUGUCCAUCCCACUGUGCCCCCCGCAGUUGAUCGAGCAGUAAGGGCUGUGUUCUUGAUAGAGCGCAUGUGCCCCAGAUGCAGUGCCAUGCACAUCUCUUUGAGUUCUGUAAUACUAAAGCGUGAAAUCUCCCUCUCUCUCUUUUUACGCCCAAAUUUCUUUUACCUUGAGAAUGCAGGUGGUUUUUCUGGCCCGAUGUUGCUUAAAAUUGGGUAGGACUACCAGCAGCUGGAUAAAACGGCUCUACUGUCAAGGUCUGGCUUGAGGGUGGGGACAGGUUGCCAGGUGGCCAUCCUAGUUCUAGAGGACAAGGGAGGGGCAUUCUCUAGAGCUGCAAGCUGCUUGCUAGACCAGUAGGAUGAAGAGCCCUUUCCUCAUUCUAGGGGUUCUCACACUUGGGUCCCCAGAUGUUGUUGGUCUGCAACUCCCUCCCAUCAUCCUCGGCCACAAUGGCCUUUUGUGGCCAAAGGCCAUUGUGGCUGGGGAUGAUGGGAGUUGUAGGUCCAUAACAUCUGGGGACCCAAGUGUGAGAACCCCUGCUUUAUACCAACUUAAAGACAGCCUGUCUCUGCCCCAGCGUGGCACAGUACCUUCUGGCAAGGAUGCUGGAUAGGGAUGUGCAGAACCGAUUCACUCGUAAACUGGACUGCCAUGAACCAGGCCGGUUCGAUCACGAAACGGUUUGUUGAACCGACUGGCCCAGCCAAAUCAGUGCAACCGAACCAGUUUGCCUUGGUGUGAUUCAGUCCGAAUUUGAACCAAACUGAGCCAAACAGUUUGUGCGCACCCCUAACGCUGGAUGGCCACCUUUUAGCUUGUGCCUUUUUAUGCUAAGUUCCAGCUGCCUAAUCCUGCAAGAAGUUGGCUCAUUCAGCAACCAGCACCAUUGGUCUGGAGGCACCUAAUGGUGCAAUUGACACAGAUGUUAAUAAAACAAAAUCCAGGCUCUUAAAAUUUAGUAGAAAAUAUUGGACUACAUUGAGCUUUUUGUACGUGACAUUAAUUUUAGAACAGUGUCUCUGAGUAACUGUUGGCCUUUGUCACUGAGUUUUGAAAAAAAAUCUUAAUUGGGAGAAUAUAUUCCUUCCUUGGAAGAUCCUUGUCUUCUUUCGUCAAGAUUCCAGUAAGAAAGCAGGAUUUUUUAUAACCAAUUUGAUAAACCUUUUUAUUGGGAGGGGAGCAGUGUAGUCAACAACCCAUCACCUCCAGCCAGAGGGCAUUGCAGCUGGCCAUGAUGGGAGCUGAGAAUCCCUGUUACAGGGAAAACUGAGUGUGUGGGUGGUUGGUGUAGCUUUUUCAUAUACAUGUACAACAGUAGUUCAGGAGAUCUUUGCUAGAGAUGCACCCAAAUGGCAAAAAACAAACUGUUAAUAGUAUCUCUAUUAUAACUUUGAAGGAUUUAUUGAAGCAUUGCCUAAAACUGCCUCAUACAUAAAUAAAGGGGCAAUUUCACUGGAAAAACAUGUGGGAAGUCUGUUGUCCCUAAAUUCUAGGGCUCUUAAGGAAUAAAAUGGGGUGUGUGGGGAGUAGGAGUCCCCUCUUGUACUGUGAAGCCUGUGCUGGGAAAACACAGUGCCCCAUCAUCCACCAAGAACCACCUCUGUCUAAGCCAGGGCUAAGCAACAUUGGCUCUCCAGCUGCUGUAGUACUACAGCUCCCAUCAUCCCCAGCCGCUGGGCAUGAUGGGAGUUGUAGUUGAGCAGCAGCUGGAGAGCUACAGUUUCCUGCCCUGGUCUAAGCCCUACUUAAAACUGGAGUUUCUUUUGUUGGUUUGCUUCAAGGAGCUUGUGAAGGAGACAUGCCCAACAGCCAGGAGGCUUGUCCACGAGGUGAGGUGAUGGCCUAAGCCAGAGAUUCCCAACCUGCGGUACUCCAGAUGUUGCCGGACUACAAUUCCCACCCUCUACAAUUUGUUGUGAUUGCGGGUGAUGGGAGCUUGGCAACAUCUAGAGUACCACAGAUUGGGACCCUCUGGCCUCAGUGGCGCCGGCACCCUGGAGCAUCGAGUGCAGGCAUCCCAUCCCACCACCUGCGGGCGUUGGUUCGCCUGCUGUGGCUCCAUACCUCCCUCCCACUUCUGUCUGCUUGCGACCACUUCGCUGGCUGAAUGGCUUUCUUGCUCGCUUUGCACACCAGCAAGGUGGAGGGAGCGAGAGAGAGAAAGGCAGCCAUGCAGGGAGCUGGUGGGACGAUUGCAAGCCAGCAAGUGGGGAUGAGCGGCCCAUGCAAGGGAUGUGUAGCUGUUGGCGUGUGGAGCCAGCUCCUCCUCCUCUGCUGGCUUGGAAGGGCUUUGCUGGCUGCCUGGGCGGCUUCCUUUCUCUUUCCCCAGGAGGGCAGAGGGGAAAAUGUUUGUGAGCUGGCAGAUGGGGAAGGGCAGGGCUGCCAAGGGCGCCGAGAGGGCCCCACCCCUGAUAUUGGCGUGAGGGGACGUAGCAUAUAAGAGCAGAGGCUUCUCCGUGUGGAUUGCCACCAAGGUCCGCCUUGCCAGUAGACCCACUGAGUUGGCCACCUUCCGGUUUUGUGAUGCUGUUGCUGCUAGAAGUCUCCCUCGUCAUGGGCAGCAGGAUACCCUUUGGCUUUCCUGUCUCAGAUCCGAAAAUGGUUGGGCUCUGCUCUUCUCUGCCGUUCCAGAGAAUCCAUUCUGACCACUUGUAUGUCUCUCUUGGUGGUGGUGAGCUGCAUCCAUUUACUCACACAUGGCAGGGUCAAGUUGUGCAGUUGCUUCUCCAGCCCAUGUGACAUCCCCUAAACCCUCCUGCUCUCUUCUUUAACUGGAGUGGAAGAGUCCCGGGGUGGGACGGAGCGGAAAUCUAAUCUAGCCUGGCAAAAUCUAAACUCUUGACUAGCUUCUGCUUGUAGCCAGGAUUGGAGUUCUCUUUCUGUGGGGGCAGACAAGUUGCUGUCUCUGCACAAUUACUCCAAGGACUGUUGUAGACUUGCUCUUAACCAUGUUUUGAGACAGUCGUCCUCAGCCUUGGGUCUCCACUGUGGGUGGGGAUGAUGGGAGUUGUUGUCCCACAGCAAGGGGGUCCAAGCCUGGGAAUCCCCUGUUCUCAAGUGUCUUGAGAGUGGGCUGCAGGAUUAUCCCCUCCUACAACUUUCUCUCCUUUGCAGUUAAUUCUCUUUCUUCCCUUCUCCCCCAUCCUAACCAUUGUGUUGCCACAUUCAGUUGGCAGCUGUAACCAUGGUUCUUAACCAUGCUGUAACCGGGACUUCCACUCAGUGAAGAUCUUAUACCUCCCUGGAAUAGGGAUGUGCACGAACCAGUUCAGCAGUCCUUUUGCAGACCGCCGAACCGGUUCAGCAUGUGGGCAUGGUUUACCUUUACCUUCCCCACCAGCACUGUCUUUAAAAUCGCUUGCGCAGGGUGGCACCCUAUCUCCUUGCUGCCCCGGUCAGCGUCAAACCAGAAGUGCCCAACGCACAUGCAGAUUUUCAGUACAAGUUUUGAGGCUACAGCAACUAAAUUUGAAGAAGUGAUUUGCGUUAAACUGAAUCCUAAUCUUGAAAGCUUCAGUAAGCAGCAGAUAAAAAUGAGCAUUAAGGGAGAGCUUUAGAACUAGGUGAUCCAAUCAAAACAAAACAAACCCGCUUUCUCCAAAUUGGAGGCUCGCCUUUUUGUAACUUCAUAGGGUGUAGUGGUUGCAACUGGCAAUCCUGUAUCUGCCUCUCCUGGAAGGGACUUGUAAAUGCUUGAAUUGGGGACUGGGCACAGGGUAGACCAUUCACCAUUCCAAGCUGAUAGUGUAGCACUGACAGUCAGUGCUUGAAAUCCUUUUCUCUUAUUGCCUUUUGGUGGCACACCUGGGUUUGUUGUUAUGAACACUCAGCAGGGAAUUGCAGCAGACCCUAGUUUCACAGCAAGUGUGCUUAUAUGCUCUACGCUCACUGGUACGCCCAAGAUGUGUUUGUGUAUUAACUAGGCCCCUUUGUGCUAUAGGAUUGUUUACUUGAACUACAGACGCUGGGUGUAGCAAACUAAACUAAAUUGGGCAGGAUGUGAUGGUGAUUAGGGAAUGAGUUUAAUUUUUCCUCCACUUAGGUUGUCAUAUUCCUUCUGUAAUCCAAAUUGAUUAGGCUUGGGAUGUGGGGGCAGGGCGGGGGGCUUGCAUGGUCUAACUGAACAGUUUGGCCUAUGCUGUGCAAUGAAGGGAAUUAUUUUCUAGCUGGCAGAAACGAGCUUUCUUAAUGUUGUUCCAAGCUCAGUUGGCAGUUCUCGUUUUCCCCGUUUGUUGUGCACAGAAGGCGUGUUGACCUAAAAAUGUUGUUGGCUCUAGCAUGUGAUGCUGAUCAAUGGGAAUGAUUUGUUUACCAGCCUGUUGUGAGUGAAGAGUGUGUUUGAGCAUCUACUUAUGAAGCUGCUAUGCUCUUAACAAACAAACAAAAAAUGGUUUGAGUUAAAAUGCUGUAGCAAACUGAUCUGGAUGCUCUCUCUCACUGCUGCUCUCUAAUGUACAGAGGUCCACUUCUGAUGUAGGAAGCCAGCCUUGUGGAUCUUCUGGACUGGAUCACUGGGACAAGAGAUCCCCCCCAUUGUUUAUGUAGGGCUUGGCAAAUGGAUGUAUAGCAUAUAGCUAUCAAGAGAAGUCUGGCCACACAGAGCAAGUGUUUGCUUGCUGUUUUUGUGAUGCAGAAAAUGCUAGGCUGGGACACUUCACACUGACAAUUUAGCUUUCCAUAUGCAAGGAUAACCUGACACUGGAAUGCUUCUAAAGCCAUUUCUGUGUGCAUCCAGAGGUGAUAAAGAUACAUGAGACUAGGUCAGAUCAGAAAUCAUGAACUUCUGUGGAAGCUCUUACUUAAUUACCACCCCAGCUGCUAUUUGCCCAGUGAUCAGGAAGGGUUAAGGGUGAGUGUGGACAACAACACCUCACCUUCCAGUCUCUGCUCAGCCAUUAACUUGAUGGUUUGGUUUUGGACCAGUCACUGCUCUCUGUCCUCCAUCUGCAGUAUGGCAAUCAUUACAACCACCUGAUAGGGUUGGGUUUCUGAGCUGGUGUUUACAGGAUUUUGAACAAAUGAAAUGUACUACAAGGCCUAAGUGUUAAGCAAAAAUAAACAUCGCCAAUAGAUGCAAUGGAGUGAGUUGUAUCUGUCAUCGGUGAUGUCAUGGGCACUAUCCAGUAGGUGCCCCCUCUCUAUUGCAAUGUCCUUUCUCAGUGUGUGGGGGCGGGGGAACAUCUCCUUUCCCCAGUUACAAUAUAGUAUGGAAACAGAAGGCACUUCCUUGAGUGGGAAACAUCUGGAUCUUGCACAACUGUCCAUUUUAUUGUUCCAUGAACUGAAUUGACCAAAUGAGAAGGUCCUGACAAUUCCAUGAAACUAUCCAUCUUGACAGCUGUCACGGUGUCCGCACACUUGUAUAUGUUUUUUAAAUGCUCUGCUUAGUUGACUCUGCAUGUCUUAUUUUAAACCAAAAUUUAACUUUUUUUUUUGCUAAGCAUGGUGCUUGUAUCAGUAUAGAUAAUGGAAAAAAUGUUUUAAAAUGUUAAUGAAUAAAAGCCUAUCAACUUUU
Messenger RNA from Hemicordylus capensis (graceful crag lizard), 7858 nucleotides. It is a transcript of the gene GMFB, whose product is annotated as glia maturation factor beta. Gene Ontology annotation, cellular component: actin cortical patch. The transcript is spliced from 7 exons. NCBI's taxonomy places the organism in Eukaryota, Metazoa, Chordata, Lepidosauria, Squamata, Cordylidae. The record is from RefSeq and is a predicted model, not a curated record. Gene Ontology annotation, biological process: actin filament debranching; negative regulation of Arp2/3 complex-mediated actin nucleation. Gene Ontology annotation, molecular function: actin binding; Arp2/3 complex binding. Bases 310 to 738 code for a protein of 142 amino acids.